This is a messenger RNA of Acanthocheilonema viteae, 1425 nucleotides long. The record is from the annotation of a GenBank genome assembly. Lineage: Eukaryota; Metazoa; Nematoda; Chromadorea; Rhabditida; Onchocercidae.
AUGUCUACAAAAUUGGGGGCGGUUGAAUCUCCAAAUAGACCGUCCAUAACUUUGGAAAAAGGGGGCAGGGACUCGUUCCCAACAGGUACCACCGACAUUCCUCCGGGCAUUCCCAUCGUGAUCCAUUCAUUGUUCGAAGUGAUAGCCAUCAAUGCAGCGCAUGCUGCAUUCGCUGCAUGCAUUCCAAUGUACGUGGACAGUGUUACACCGAUUUCCAAUAGGGAAGCACUGGCAGUUCACGCACGACCUUUAUUUUUGGGAAUUCGAAGAAGUAACAUUUGGCUAUGUUUCAUUUGUGUUUUACGAAUGAUGCUUCAUGAAAAGAUUGGUGACUCUAAGAUUCCGAUGAAAGCAGUAAUACUUGUUGGUGGAUAUGGCACGAGAUUACGACCGUUGACACUUACCCAACCAAAACCACUAGUGGAAUUUGCCAAUAAGCCGAUGAUGCUUCAUCAGAUGGAAGCACUUGUGGCCGCCGGUGUCGACACAGUAAUAUUGGCUGUGAGUUAUCGUGCAGAACUCUUGGAACAACAAAUGAAACAACAUGCUGAUCAGCUUGGUAUUGAAGUAUAUUUCUCAUUGGAAGAAGAACCGUUGGGUACAGCUGGACCGCUGGCUUUGAUAAAAGAUCGAUUAGAAGGAAAUGAACCGUUUUUUGUGCUGAAUUCUGACAUUAUAUGUGAAUUUCCACUUCGUGAAAUGAUUCAGUUUCAUAUGAGCCACGGUCAUGAGGGGACCAUCGCUGUUACCAAGGUUGAAGAACCAAGCAAAUAUGGUGUUUGUGUAUUCAGUGAAAAAACUGGAAACAUCGAUAGUUUUGUUGAAAAACCCGAAGAAUAUGUUGGAAAUAAGAUCAACGCUGGAUUGUACAUUCUUUCUCCAUCCGUACUGGAUCGAAUAUCAUUACGCCCAACUUCGAUUGAAAAAGAGAUUUUUCCGGAGAUGGCUAAACAUGGAGAAUUGUAUGCAUUUGAGUUGUCGGGAUUCUGGAUGGAUGUGGGACAGCCAAAAGAUUUCUUGACUGGUAUGCGUUUGUACUUGAAAUAUCUUCGCGACAAAUCGCCAUCGCUGCUAGCUCAUGGUAGUCAUAUAAACGGCAAUGUGAUUGUAGAUGGAACUGCAGAUAUCGGCCGUGAUUGCAGAAUAGGACCCGAUGUUGUAAUAGGACCACGAGUAAAAAUUGAAAACGGCGUUUGUCUGCGUCACUGUACCAUUUUAUCAGAUAGUAUGGUGCGCACUCAUUCUUGGAUCAAUAGCAGUAUUGUUGGCAGAAAAUGCUCAAUCGGUGAGUGGGUACGAAUUGAAAAUACCUGCGUUAUUGGCGACGAUGUUGUCGUAAAUGAUGAAUUAUACCUGAAUGGUGCAAGAGUGUUGCCGCACAAAGCAAUAACGACGAACGUUCCAGAACCAGAUAUUAUUAUGUAG